UUUAAGCCUAAACACGUUUAGAAUUGUGUUCAAAUGCCAAACACAUACUAUGAUACACAUCUUAAAUCUAAACAUGUUUAGCUAUAUAAACGCCUAAGCGGUCAACUCAGUAGGGUGCCCGUUUUUCGCGCCUCUCCAGUGAGAAGAACAAAGAGAGUGACCCGUAUGUAAAUGGAAGACGUUUCAAAGAGGUAACUAUCAUUUCUUGUAUAUUAAAGUAACACAAAAUGCAUUUGAGUACUUAAGUGAGUUAAAAACUUGGAGGCAUACUUGCGUGUUAUUAUGGACAAUCGAGAACUCAGAACUAUGGUUUUUUAUACUGUCCAAAUGCUCGAUUAUACCUGUUUUAUUGUUUCUGUAUUGUAUAAAGAAUUGUGUUCCUUUUUAUGGAGCAAAUAGACCAACAGUUUUAAAUGCAUGGGUUUUUAACGUGUAUUAAUACUUUAUAGACAUUAGUCAGUACUUUGACUGUAACAAAACAAUGAAUAAUACUCCCUAAUUUCCUCUGUUCCUUAUUGAAAGCACUUGCAAUUCAUUUUAACUUGAUAAAAAUUAUUUUAAAAAUAUUUUUGGAAAGCCAGGUAUUUCCGAAUGUUUAUCAUGAAAUCUACCGAUGUUUUAUGUCGGGCUCGAUAUGUACAUAUAUGUAGAUCGAGUUAGGUCUUUUCACAAUACAGUAUAUAACAACAUCCGGUUACAGUUUUGUUGUCAAAAUGGCAAGGCAAUUUUACUUCUUAGAAAAGAUUAUGAUAUCCUUUCAGCUUUGAACUUUGAACCAUUGCAGUACUAAUUUCUAUAGUUUACCAUGGAUUAUGUUAUUAUCUUUAUUUCAUUACAGAGGAAGACUAGUACAAAAGGCAAAAUCCAUCAAAUUAGAUAUCGAUCAUUUUAUACUAAACCACCAGAUAAAGAAUCCGCUACCAAGAGGAAGAAAUAUUUUAAUUCUUCCACCUGUAGAAGCACCCUCUGAAAGUGAUUUUACAGAGGAAGAAGAAGAUGAACUAGCAAGUUAUCUGGCUCAGGCAUUUCCGGAAUUGAGAAGUCUCGAAAGGCAUGAUCCAGCAUCCCUCAUAAGAGAUACAAUUAAGUUUGUGAUAAACACAACGACAAAAGAAAAAACUGACACUAUGCUGAAUGAACAAUCAACAAUAGAGAAUGUGUUCGAGUGGUUAUUGGGGAAAGGAAUUUCCAAAGAAACAAGCCAGAUUUUUAAAGACAACGAAAUAGAUGGCUUCAGUCUUUUAUACCUAACGGAAGAGGAUAUAUUUAGGAUGCUUCCAGGGAAGGUUGGUCCUGCGCGGAAGAUUUUACAGCACAUUAAAAAGGAGCAGCAAAAAUCCAAUGAAACUGAGGCGUCAAGGGACCACAUUCAGGAAGACACUACGUCGAAAAAAAAGGAAUACAGAGGAAUUGUUGUAGAAGAAUUCACAAAGGAUCGAGACCAAAACACUACAAACCAAUGCUCUGAAUAUAGAGGGAUAAUAGUUGAAGAGGUGGAAACUCAAGCCCAUGAAGAAAAAACAACACAUGAUGCCAAUAUUCAAGGCCAGGAUUAUACUGAUGUAUCUUCCUUCAUCCCUACUUACUCUCCACUGAUCAAGGAACUUUUAAGUAAAGGAGAGAUCUUUAAAGAAUGGGACAAGUUUGUCGAAGAAACUGCUUAUUUUAUUUUGUCGAGACCUGCUAAGUUUGAAAGUAGGGGAAUGUAUGCAGACUUCGGCAGGAUGAUGUACCAGCGCUAUCCUUGCAUUGGACAUAAUGCUUUUGGGGAUCCAUGGGGAUACUUCAACAAAAAGCUUUCUCAAAAAAUCCGAAACAUCCGUUGGAAAUGGAAUGCCCGAGGAAAAACAAACACCACUGUUAAAAAAAGAAGAGUUGAGCCUGAAAUCAAAUUGAUAGAAGAACCCAUGAGUCUAUUGGAUGCAGGCAAAAUCUUUAAGACAGAAAUGGAAAAGCCCAAGAAAGAAAUGGACAGGGCAUUGAUAAUGAAGGCUGUAAGAGGAUCGUUCAAAGAGAGAAGGCUCUUCAUCACCAAAAAGCAUGAUGGAAACCUAAAGGAACUCUUGAGAAAACUUCCAGUUCUUGGAAAGGCAGAAUAUGUGGAGAAGGAGUUUUUCUUGAUUCAACCAUCUCUGAAAAAAGAAGAAAUUGUGGAAAACUGGACAGAGACCAUGUCUCACUUGGAUGUGGUAUUGGGCUCUGAACAUCAACAAGAGGAGGAUGAUGUCAGUGUCCCCGGCACUGCUGAAGAGUAUAGACUCUUGAUGCAGCUUGAAAAAAAAAUUGCUUUUCACCAUAAAGUAAAGUCGGGGAAAAAUCCUGUUAUGAUGACCAUUAAGCCUUCAGAAAUGAAGAGUUUACCAAACAAAGAUGGUGAUCCACCGAGACUUGUAUUUGUACAAGGGGACCGGGGCAUAUGCAAUGCCUAUGUCAUUGCAGGAGGGAUACAGAUGGAGGUCAACACAAACCUAAGAGAUGCCCUCACACACCUUCUCUAUGCCUACUACGCUUGGGAUUUGUCAUAUCCCAAAAACUACCUUCUCCUUGGCUUUUUGCAAGUGUAUGUCCUUGGUGACAGGAAGAACAAAUUUGCCAUAAACCAAAAUUAUCUAAAGUUCACCAAGGCAUUUGAUGAUAUGAAAAAAUGAAUUUGACCAUCUACUUCUUUUUACUUAUAGGCUUACCGGUAAAUUAAACGUGCAAAAUCUAGAAAAUUUGGCUAAAGUUAUUUUUUUUUCCUAUUCUCUUGUCUCAAGAUUCAAAAUGUGUGUUCAAGAAAGAUUAGAUUUUAAAUAGUUUUGUACUUUAAAUUUUCAUAACUCUUUUGAAUUUAGAUAUAAGUAGUAAUUAAAUACAUGUAUAUCUUUAUAUUAGAAGACAUACCUGAUAUUUAUUGUCACUUUGCCAAAUUUGGUGUUCUGUUGUUUUUGUUUUAUAUGUAAAUAUAGACAAAAGAUUUGAUGUAAGAGACAUCAUUUGUUUCUUUAUCUUUUUCUCUUUUUUCAAAAGAAAUGUUGAAGAAUAUUUUUUACUGUGUGCAACAAUAUUAAUUGAUUGAUGAAGAUUUAUUCAAUUUAAUUUUAGAAGAAAUGCAGAAAUAUAAAGGACAUAAUGAAUUGAGACUUGCCGAGUUAGACACAUAAAUUUUAUGGUACAAAAUACUAUAAUUUUUUAGCAUUUAAUAAUUUUCAUGAAGUGAAGCAAAUGUCUCUUAGUGUGAUUUUGAUGUUAUGGUAUUGCAAUUUGCACAUACAUUUUACAAUUUUUAAAAUACUUCAAAAUUUGAAUACUCAAUAUCUUUUCGUGAAGUCGAGCACACAUCUAUGGUGUGAAGCUGGACACAUGAAUUUUAUGAUAUUGCACAUACUCAUUGUUUUAAAUUAACAUCACUCAAUACCUUUUCGUGAAGUCGAGCACAUACCUGUUGGUGUGAAGCUGGACACAUGAAAUUUAUGGUAUUGCACAUGCACAUUUAAAAUGAGUAAUUUUUAAUUUUGCAAUACCAUAAUGUCUGUGUAAAGUUGAAUAAACAUGUUUUUUUAGCCCCCCCCCCCCCCCCUUUUCAUAUAAAAUAACUUUUUAUUGUUGUACGUAUUCUUAACAUGUCCCCUGCUUGACUCAAAUUGUGUACAUGUAAAUAUAUCAACAUUCAAUGGCUUUAUAAGGAAUAAUGAAUUCAAUUUCCCAGUACAUGCUUUAAAUUGCUGAAAAUUAUGAGUAUAAUUUUAUAUAAAUAUACUAUAUAUAUGUACUUGUACAUUGCAUUGAUCAAUAAAAAAUGUAUGUGCUGUU
Molecule: messenger RNA, 3792 nt
Organism: Magallana angulata
Lineage: Eukaryota; Metazoa; Mollusca; Bivalvia; Ostreida; Ostreidae
Exons: 9
Coding region: 813-2648 (611 amino acids)
Molecular function (GO): protein binding
Source: RefSeq, a predicted model, not a curated record